AUGGGCUUUGGCAUGAUAAUUCGUAACUCUCAUGGUCAGAUGUUGGCGUCGGCGUCGUCGGAAUGGCCGGCAGCGGCUUCUUCUUCUCUUGCGGAGGCCAUGGCGCUGCGGUGGAGCCUUCAUCUUGCUCAUGAUCUUGGGUUUGAGAAGAUUGAGGUCGAGACAGAUAGUUUGGUAGUUUUUCAGGCUCGGAAGAGAAUGGCUCCUUCCUACUCUUAUUUAGCUGUACUGAUUUCUGAGUGUUAUGUCGUUUCCCGUUUAUUUCGCAAUUUUAAUUUGGACCAUGUACGUCGAACGAGCAACCAGGCUGCAGACUUUUUAGCCAUGUUCGCUCUUUCACAUUAUUGCUUUGUAGGGAUUGAAGAAUGUUCGUUCGAUUUGAACGACAUUCUUUCGUCCGAUCUAGUAGUUGAUUAA
This is a messenger RNA of Lotus japonicus, 417 nucleotides long. RefSeq lists its product as uncharacterized. The coding region runs from base 1 to 417 and encodes 138 amino acids. Lineage: Eukaryota; Viridiplantae; Streptophyta; Magnoliopsida; Fabales; Fabaceae. The record is from RefSeq and is a predicted model, not a curated record. Gene Ontology annotation, molecular function: RNA-DNA hybrid ribonuclease activity; nucleic acid binding. The transcript has a single exon.